Molecule: messenger RNA, 642 nt
Organism: Arctia plantaginis
Lineage: Eukaryota; Metazoa; Arthropoda; Insecta; Lepidoptera; Erebidae
Source: the annotation of a GenBank genome assembly
AUGUUUUGGAGAAAAAGUGUCACGUCUUUACAGUUAGCCUCGGUGCUACUCACAAUGAUAGACGAAGAUUUUCUUUGCAAGCUGGAGACAGACUUAGAAGAUCAACUCGUCUCCUCUAGAGGUCUGAUGUAUGAAGAGGAAGAACCAGCAGAAGCGUUAUACGUUAGGUCUCGUAAAGGAACAGCAGUUCUUCAGUACAAAGGUCAUAGGUAUAGAAGAGCCUAUAGGACUAAGAAUGGGACACGAUGGAAUUGUUCUCUGAACAAAAACUGUGGGGCGUUUAUAUAUCUGAAUGAUCAUGAUGAAAUCCUCAUGUCGUAUGAAGAACACGACCACCCAAAGAGGACUGAAAAUCGCACUGUAGUGGACCAAAAUGAUACAGCAGUAGUCAUCACAUCUCGCAAAGGUAAAGAGAUGCUCCUGUUUCGUAAGUAUACUUAUCGCAAGCAAUACGACAAAGGGAACAAGUCUCGCUGGAUCUGCUCGACCCUCAAGAAUUGUAGGGGCUGUGUGUUUACAGAUAGCAAUAACUUAAUCAUUUCGGCUUUCGAAGAACACUGCCACAAUCCUCCUAAGUACUACUUGAAACCAGAUCACGUCCUUAGCGCAUUGAGAGAGCCUCUCAUCAUAGAGACAGAUUGA